Messenger RNA from Acomys russatus (golden spiny mouse), 2008 nucleotides. It is a transcript of the gene Znf385b, whose product is annotated as zinc finger protein 385B. Gene Ontology annotation, molecular function: zinc ion binding; nucleic acid binding. Lineage: Eukaryota; Metazoa; Chordata; Mammalia; Rodentia; Muridae. The coding region runs from base 717 to 1940 and encodes 407 amino acids. The transcript has 9 exons. The record is from RefSeq and is a predicted model, not a curated record. Gene Ontology annotation, cellular component: nucleus.
GAGUUAAAGGGUAUUUAGCUUGCUUCUUAAUAGACAUUGUAAAAUAUAUGGAAAUUUUCAUCAUAAUUGUCAUAGACUCUAGUGACUUCGUUUAUGAAUGAAGAAGUCCUAGGAACUGUGUAGCUAUUUUGGUUUUUGCAGCCUUAAUGCUUAGUCCUUACACUAUAGACUACUGAUUUCCUCUCUGUACCAUGCUUAUUGCUGAAAAGCAAAAGCUAUUUUUAACAUUCACACAAUUUUGAAAGAUGAUUCUUCAUUCCACAAGGUUUGUUGCUAAAUCUGAGGAGCCCUUUCAUAAUUGCAUCCUUUUUGUGGUUUGCUUGAAUUUGAUCACAGUGGCUGAUUUCAUGCAUUGAUAAUGAAGGCUUAGGUUGCCUGUUUCUCGGCACAAAUCCACCUCCGACGCGUACGUUGACAGUGCUGCUUGGUUUCAGCACGCGUAGAGAUCCAGAUUGAAACUGCUCUGCUUUCUUAACAAAUGACUCAGAGCGUGCCCGUCCUUCCCUAAAAUGCUGCCAGCGUGUGAAGGAUUUUCAGUGAGAGUGCAAUAAGCCAGCAACGGGAAGGUUCUGAGCAGCACUGAUGUAGCGUGCGGCUGUCACGGAUAAUCGGGCUGGAGCCAAGUCCCGGGAGCACUGUACAUCACACUGGCCACAUCCUGGAAGUUUUGUUUAUCCAACUUGGUUGCUUGCAAAGCAGCUGAAAUCCCUGCCAGGAUGUGGAGUGGACUUCCUAGCAGAGGCAGUGCAUGCCACACUACCACCCUUCCUGCUCUCGUGCGCACACCCACCCUGAUGAUGCAGCCCUCGCUGGACAUCAAACCGUUUAUGUCUUUUCCAGUGGACAGUGCUUCUGCUGUUGGGCUCUUUCCAAAUUUUAACACAAAAAGAAGAGGCUUAUUUGGGACCAAUAAAUUCUGCCAGAUGGACCCUGUGCAGAAGGCAGUCAUUAACCACACGUUUGGAGUCUCCAUUCCCCCAAAGAAGAAACAAGUUAUUUCUUGUAAUGUCUGUCAGCUUCGCUUUAACUCGGAUAGCCAGGCCGAGGCCCACUACAAAGGAAGUAAACAUGCCAAGAAGGUCAAAGCACUAGAGGCAACGAAAAAUAAGCCCAAAAUGGUUUCUUCCAAGGACAGCGCAAAGGCUAACCCCAGCUGCUCCAUCAGGCCAGUCCCAGGCGACAGCUCUGACAAAUCAGAAGACAAAGGGAAACUAAAAGCCACCAGCUCUGGUCAGCCCUCAGGCUCGGAAGGAGGCUCCUUUCUCCUCAAGUCUGGCUCAGCACCCCUGCCAUCUGGAGCCAUCGCUUCUCCCUCCAAGAGCACAAAUGGAGCUCCAGGGUCUGUCACUGAAUCGGAAGAAGAAAAAGCCAAAAAAUUACUCUACUGCUCCCUAUGCAAAGUGGCUGUGAACUCGCUGUCACAGCUGGAGGCACACAAUACAGGAUCUAAACACAAGACCAUGGUUGAGGCUCGUAAUGGAGCUGGUCCAAUUAAGUCCUACCCAAGACCUGGGUCAAGAUUAAAGAUUCAGAAUGGCAGUAAGGGCUCAGGACUACAGAACAAAACAUUUCACUGCGAAAUCUGUGAUGUUCAUGUUAACUCAGAAAUACAACUCAAACAGCACAUUUCAAGCCGAAGGCAUAAAGAUCGCGUGGCAGGAAAACCACUGAAGCCAAAAUACAGUCCUUACAACAAGCUCCAGAGGAGCCCAAGCAUUUUAGCCGCAAAGCUUGCAUUCCAGAAAGAUCUGAUGAAGCCUCUGGCCCCGACUUUUCUGUCUUCGCCCCUGGCGGCCGCAGCCGUGUCCUCUGCGCUGUCCCUGCCACCUAGGCCAUCGGCCUCCCUCUUCCAAGCCACAGCCAUCCCUCCUGCACUGCUGAGGCCUGGCCAUGGGCCCAUCCGUGCCACACCUGCCUCCAUCCUCUUUGCCCCUUACUAAACACUUGCAGCCCGCGACAGGCCAGGUCAGUGGGAAGGUAUAGAAGAAAAACCCGAAGGAUUCAGCAG